AUGCAAACUCUGCAACUAAACCAAACUCAAUUGCUAGCCACUGAAGGGGAGGUCGUCCAAGUCACCCUACUUUUACAACGAACAGAUGAGGCAGCAAGGCAUACACAAGAAUAUGCAGAUAACGUUGACCUUCAAAAAGAAAUUAUGUCUGUCGUUGUUAGUUGCAUCCUCUUGAAACUGAAGGAUCAGAUGAUUAUUGGUACAGGCUAUAGGCUGCAAUGCACACGUCGUCUUUGGGAUCUCGGGCGGCGCUACGUAUUUAAAAAACGAAACGAACAGCUCAUUCCACACCCGUACAAGUAUAUGUUUGUUUUAGAGAUAAUACCGGAAG
This is a messenger RNA of Paraglomus brasilianum, 331 nucleotides long. Lineage: Eukaryota; Fungi; Glomeromycota; Glomeromycetes; Paraglomerales; Paraglomeraceae. The record is from the annotation of a GenBank genome assembly.